This is a messenger RNA of Nymphalis io (European peacock), 1806 nucleotides long. Its product is annotated as protein CNPPD1. NCBI's taxonomy places the organism in Eukaryota, Metazoa, Arthropoda, Insecta, Lepidoptera, Nymphalidae. Gene Ontology annotation, cellular component: cyclin-dependent protein kinase holoenzyme complex; nucleus. The coding region runs from base 149 to 1387 and encodes 412 amino acids. The record is from RefSeq and is a predicted model, not a curated record. The transcript is spliced from 5 exons. Gene Ontology annotation, molecular function: cyclin-dependent protein serine/threonine kinase regulator activity; protein kinase binding. Gene Ontology annotation, biological process: regulation of cyclin-dependent protein serine/threonine kinase activity.
CAAACAUUUUCGUUUGAGUAUUGUGGUUGUGGUCAUAGCCUAUUGGAUAGGUACCUGGAUAUUUCUUUAUCGCAGGUAUUUUUGAAUUAUCCGUAUCAAAUUAUAGAUGAUUUCGUACAUCACAAAAGGCAAAACAGAAUAAAGCACCAUGUCUAAUGUAUCAAAGAGGAGAAAGGAGGGAUCAAGAGCCAAAAUAAAGUCCAUGGGAGACCACAAGGAAUUUCUAAAAAGGAUAUCAAAAACACUGUACUAUGGACAACUACCUACUUUGCCCUGUCUGAGCCUGCCUGUUACUGAGAUAUCGUGCGAGCUGUGGUCGGUGCCGCAGCGCGGACGCUCGCUGCGCCGCCUGCACGCGGACGCGGCGGCCGACAUCGCGCGCUCGGCCUGCGUGUCGCCCUGUGCACUCGUGCUCGCCAUACUCUACCUCGAGCGUCUCAAACGUUGCAACCCCGACUAUCUCUCUGCUGCAGCACCCGCCGAUCUCUUUCUCGUCUCCUUGAUGGUGAGCAACAAGUUUCUCCAAGACGACGGUGAAGACGAUGAAGUUAUAUGUUCUGAGUGGGCGGUGUCGGGCGGCCUCGAGCUAGACCAGCUCAAGAAGCUUGAAGUGGAAUUCCUUAAUGCCAUUGAUUGGAACGUGUUCGUAAGCGAGAAAUCAUUCGAGGAUGGUCUGCUGUGGCUAGAGCGGCAGGUGGCACUCAGACAGGCUCAGCUCCGCGGGUUCUUCACGUACUCCGACCUGGCGGCGGCGUGCAGCUCGUCGCUGCUGAGCGAGCUGGCGCACGGCGUGUCGGCCGCCUGCCUGGGCGUCACGCUGAGCUACGUCAGCAGUCUGCUCACUCUCGUCACCUCGACCCUCGUCAUAUCGCAGGCGUGGUUGCCCGCGAUGCAAACCCUGGCCGCUAGGGGCUCGUCUGUGGUUCUCGAUGCUGCUCUCGACCACAGCUAUCGAUCCGAACUCGAGCUGCGACUCUCCAACGCCUCCGUCGAUCUCCACACUUAUGCUCUUCCGGACGAGUCGACGGCGACGUAUAAUCUUCGAUGCUGCGACGAGUGGUACAAGUACCAGAAAGAGAGCACCCCUAAAAAAACGUGGUACGAUGGUGUCGUCGCUUACGAUUGGAAAUCUUUCGAGACGUGGUGGUCGAGGACGUCCGUGUUGAAUUGGCUCUAUCAGAGCUCGUUGAUUAACCCAAUGCAGAGAUGGUUGGAAAAGAUGAACCAGUUUAUCGAUUUUUUCAAAAAGGAAAUGGACUACAGCAAGUCGUAUGCAACUUCAAAUCGAUGCAGUACCGACGUUAAGUUCAGCGAGACGCGGUGUGUCAGCCAGUGGCUUAAUCUGAGCAAGUUGAGUGUUUUCGUAGUCUCCAUGUCCGAUCGAUAAUUUUUUUUAAAAACGGAGGAGUGUUUCAUAUCAGCGAGGAUGCGGCGACGUUUUAAAAUGGAAAUGCUAUUUAUUCAAAAGCUCAAAAAAAAAAAACGAUGUUGUUACAUCAACCAGUUACAAGGCGAUAUCAUCACAGUUGUACACUUUCUCUCUCUGUACAUCAUUAAUAAUAAUAAUAAUAUCAGUAUUGCUCGACAGCAUGUUACCAAUAAAGACAUUAUUAUUAUUAUUAUUUAACUAGAGGAUUGUUAAAAUUACCUUUUACAAAACGUGACCUAGUUCUUUCAUUUAGAACUUGCUAAUAACACACCUUGCCACUGAUCAAUUGGCGUAACAAAUAAGAACAAAAAAAUAAUUGUAUAUAUUUUUGUAUUUGAUGUAAUUGAUGUGAAAAUAUUAAAGAAACAUAAAAAUGG